Molecule: messenger RNA, 570 nt
Organism: Leguminivora glycinivorella
Lineage: Eukaryota; Metazoa; Arthropoda; Insecta; Lepidoptera; Tortricidae
Product: solute carrier family 22 member 6-A-like
Exons: 4
Coding region: 1-570 (189 amino acids)
Biological process (GO): transmembrane transport
Molecular function (GO): transmembrane transporter activity
Source: RefSeq, a predicted model, not a curated record
AUGAAUUCUGACUCGGUAAAAUAUGACAAAAUUCCUUUUGAAGAUGCACUGGCUGAAACAGGUUACGGACUGUACAACUACCUGAUGGUAGCGCUGGCGGGUGCGAGCGGCAUCGCGUUCAUCGCGCUGGCGUACGGCAGCAGCAUCAUCGUCCCCACCAGCGCCUGCGAGCUGGCCACCAGCGGCGCGCAGCAGGGGUUGCAGAUGGCUCUGCCCAUCGGCGGAAUGGUGCUAGGGUCCCUGGUGUGGGGGUACCUGGGCGACACGCGCGGCCGCCGCGGCAUGCUGCUGGCGUCGCUGGCGCUGGGCGCCGCCAGCAACGCCGUCGCCAGCAUCUCCGUCAGCUGGGUCAUGCUGAUGCUCAUACAGUUCCUCACCGUCAUCCUGGCCUCGGGAAUAUACGUGCUAUCCAUGACGCUGCUAAGCGAGAGCAUCCCCCUCAAGAACCGGAACGUGGCCACUCUGCUCGUCGCCAGCGUGUACCUGAUCGGCCAGGGCGUCAUAUCAGGUAAAGUCACUAACAUCAAAGUUCCUUUCAUACAGGGCACAUUUAAUUAUUAUUUAUUAUAG